AACUUUCAAAGUCAAAAUUGGAGAUCUAAUCACGUAAUAAUAAUAAAUUAAAGAAAGGUACAACAGUACUAAUGCUAUGUGCCAUGAUGAUGAGUUGUGAAUAGUGAUUUGGACGCGUGAAUAAGUUAGCACACCCGAACGGUUCAGUCUAAUUACUCACUCUAGUUAAGUUUACCCUCAAAAUCUGUUUUCAAAUUUCUGAUUUCUGAUAGUCAUUGAAAAUCAGAACAGAUUUUCUGCCAAGCAGAGAACACAACUAUCCAAUCUGAGACUUGAUUUGUUUCAACUUGCAAUUGUUUAAGCAGAGAGAAAGGAUGAAGAUGAUGAGUACCAUAGUAUGUGCCAUGUUGCAGUUCCACCUUCUUUUCUCCAACUAUGGUGGAGCUGUUGCUGAUGCAAAACAUGUUGGAUGCAUAGAGAAGGAGAGACAUGCUCUCCUUGAGUUGAAGGCCAGCCUUGUGUUGGAUGACACUUCCCUUUUGCCUACUUGGGACAGUAAGAGUCAUGAUUGCUGUGCAUGGGAAGGAAUCGUCUGUAGCAAUCAAUCUGCCCAUGUUGAAAUGCUUGAUCUAAAUGGCUAUCCGAAUGGUCUUUAUCCGAAUGGUAAAAUCAAUGCCUCAUUGUUGGAGUUGCAGCAUUUAAAGUAUUUGAACCUCAGUUAUAGUGAGUUUUCAAACAGUAUUUUCCCGGAAUUUUUUGGUUCUCUAAGCAACUUGAGAUUCCUUGACCUCCGAGCUUCAUUUGAUGGGGGAAGAGUUCCAAAUGAUCUUUCUCAUCUUUCGCAUUUGCAAUAUCUUGAUCUUUCACGUAAUGGCUUCGAGGGUACAAUCCCUCAUCAACUUGGAAACCUCUCUCAUUUGCAGCACCUUGAUAUUUCAAACAAUUAUUUACUCAAGGGUACAAUCCCUCAUCAACUUGGAAAUCUCUCUCAUUUGCAGUACCUUGAUCUUAGUUUCAACAAUCUGGGUGGAACCAUUCCUCAUCAACUUGGAAAUCUCUCUCAUUUGCAGUACCUUGAUCUUAGUGACAACAAUCUGGGUGGAACCAUUCCUCAUCAACUUGGAAGCCUUUCAAAUUUACAGGAGCUUAAUCUUGGAUACAAUCAGCUCAAUGUUGUAGGUGAGUGGCUUUCUAAUCUCACUCUUUUAACCCAUCUUGACUUGAGUGACAUACACAAUCUCAAUUCUUCUCAUGUCUGGCUGCAAAUGAUUGCUAAGCUUCCAAAAAAACAAGAAUUGAAGCUAUCUCAUUGUGAUCUUUCUGAUCUUUACCUUCAUUCUCUAUCCCCUUCACUAUUGAAUUUUUCUACUUCUCUUACAAUCCUUGAUCUUUCAUAUAAUACCUUCUCAUCAUCCAAAAUAUUUGAAUGGGUUUUUAAUUCCACCUCCAACUUAACUGAGCUUGAUCUUAGCUAUAACAUCUUCAAAGGCACCAUUGCAUAUAAUUUUGGUAACAUAAGAAAUCCUCUUGAAAGACUUGACUUGUCUGGUAAUCAACUACAUGGUCGAAUUCUAGAAUCCAUUAGAGACAUAUGUACCUUACAGUCAUUGAACCUUAAUUUUAACAAUUUGAAUGAAGAAAUUUCAACAAUUCUUCUCAAAUUGUCUGGUUGUGCUAGAUACUCGCUGCAAGAAUUGGAUUUAUCUUACAACAAAAUUACUGGCACAUUUCCAGACCUUUCAAUAUUCACAUCACUAAUAACAAUUGACCUCUCAGGUAAUCUGUUAAGUGGGAAGGUGCUAGAUGGUGUCAGAUUUCUUCCAUCUAAAUUGGAGUCUUUGGCCUUUCAAUCCAACUCUUUGGAAGGUGGAAUUCCAUAUUCAUUUGAUAACCUAUGUUCAUUAAAGUCACUAGACCUGUCAAAUAACAAUUUGAGUGAAGAUCUUUCAGUGAUACUUCAUAAUAUGUCUGUUGGGUGUGCCAAGUACUCGUUGCAAAAUUUGAACUUGGAUGCAAAUCAAAUUACAGGUAUGAUACCUGACAUGUCUGGGUUCUCAUCUUUAAAAAACUUGUUCCUAUCUGACAACCUAUUAAAUGGGAGCAUACUAAAAAAUUUUAAUUUUCCCUCUAAAUUAGAGGUUUUGUAUUUGGAUUCCAAUAAUAUGAAAGGUGUGAUCAGUGACUCUCAUUUUGACAACAUGUCCAUGUUAAUGUAUUUAGACUUGAGUCACAAUUCUUUGGCUCUGAAAUUCAGUGAAAAUUGGCUUCCUCCUUUUCAAUUGUCUACCAUAUAUUUAAGUUCUUGUAUUUUAGGGCCUAGUUUUCCAAAAUGGCUGCAUAGUCAAAAAUAUCUUCAAAGGGUGGACAUUUCUAAUUCUGGAAUCUCAGAUGUAGUUCCAAUGUGGUUUUGGAAUCAAGCAACAUAUACAACUUUGGUGAAUAUAUCAUACAAUAAUAUCAUUGGCACAAUUCCAAAUUUGCCCAUAAGAUUUUCUGAAGGUUGUCGAGUAAAUCUAGAUUCAAAUCAGUUUGAAGGUUCAAUCCCUCCAUUUUUUCAAAGUGCAAGAUAUUUAGGGUUGUCGAAAAACAAAUUUUCAGAAAUUCGUUUGUUGUUAUGUACAAACACUACAAUUAAUAACGUUCUCCUAUUGGAUCUAUCAAAGAAUCAAUUAUCCACGCAGCUCCCUGAUUGUUGGAGUCAUUUUAAAGAAUUGACAUUUCUAGAUUUGAGUGACAAUACUUUGUUUGGUGAAGUUCCAUCCUCAAUGGGAUCAUUAUCUAAACUUAAGAUAUUAAUAUUGCGCAACAAUAGCUUAGCAGGGAAGUUGCCCAUCUCCUUGAAAAAUUGCACUAACCUGGUCAUGCUAGAUCUUGGAGAUAAUGGAUUAUCUGGACCAAUACCGUAUUGGUUAGGACAACAAUUGCAAAUGUUAAGCUUACGAAGGAACCAACUCUCUGGAAGUCUUCCACCGAGUCUUUGUUACUUAACAGACAUUCAGUUGUUGGAUCUCUCAGAAAACAAUCUAUCGGGACGAAUUUUCAAAUGCUUAAAGAAUUUUUCCGCAAUGUCUCAUAAUUUUUCCUCAACUAGAACAGUAGGCCUUGAGUUAUAUUAUUCCCGCAGUGUAUAUGCAUUUGACAGUGGCAGCAGCUUUGAUUUGACUGCAUUUUUGAUGUGGAAAGGUGAAGAACGACUAUUCAAGAAUAAUAUGCUCAUUUUGAGGAGCAUUGAUCUUUCAAGCAAUCAAUUGACAGGAGUCAUUCCAGAAGAAAUUGGAAGCUUGACAGAAUUGGUGUCAUUGAAUUUAUCACGCAACAAUUUGAGUGGGGAAAUUACAUCAAAGAUUGGAAAGUUAACAUCACUUGAUUCUCUUGACCUGUCAAAAAACUACUUGUUUGGUCCAAUUCCUCCUUCUCUAUCUCAAAUUGAUCGUCUGGCUAUGUUGAAUCUGUCCGAUAACAACCUCUCUGGAAGAAUUCCAAUUGGCACACAGUUGCAGAGUUUCGAAGCAUCAAGUUAUGAAGGGAAUGUCGAUCUUUGUGGGAAACCACUUGACAAAACAUGUCCAGGAGAUGAAGAAGUUGUACAUCAGAAACCAGAAACACAUGAAGAAAGUAAUGAAGAUGAUAAAAAACCACUUUAUUUGAGUGUGACAUUUGGAUUUAUCACAGGAUUUUGGGGACUCUGGGGAUCAUUGUUUCUUAGCCGGAAUUGGAGAAAUAAAUAUGUCUUGUUCUUGAACAACAUAAUUGACACAAUUUAUGUGUUUAUGGUGCUGAAUGCAACUAAAUUUCAAAGGUGGCUUAGAGGCUUGCUGGAAAAGUUUGUCUAAACAUCUCCAAUUGAAGCAUUUGCAACUUUGUUGAAGAAAGAUAGCAGAACUAGUAGCUUCUCUGAUCACAUAGAAAUAAAGGAGUUGAAUGUUCUUUAUUAUGUAUCAAUAAUUUAAAUAAUCGAUUUGUGAAACAUGCUGUGAGAUUAAUAUUUUUUUUCCUGUAAAAGUUACAUUUCUGUAAUGAUACUUGCUCGACUUUCCUAGUAUAGUUUGUAUGAAUGCUAUUUGAAGAAUAAGUAGUAUUGGAAGUUUCCCAAUACUGAAUUGGAGGAAAUGGUUGAGAGAAACAAAAUGAUGUUUGUGAAUCACUAUUUAUUUUUAUUUCUGUGUUUCUGAACAUUCUUUUUGCA
Messenger RNA from Trifolium pratense (red clover), 4126 nucleotides. RefSeq names its product receptor-like protein EIX2. The record is from RefSeq and is a predicted model, not a curated record. Lineage: Eukaryota; Viridiplantae; Streptophyta; Magnoliopsida; Fabales; Fabaceae. The transcript has 2 exons. Gene Ontology annotation, molecular function: protein binding. The coding region runs from base 315 to 3773 and encodes 1152 amino acids.